GAGGACAAAAAUGAUCCCAGCCUGCCAAGCACACUAGUUCCUUCAGUUACAAAAAGUUGGUAUCCUUUUAGCCUCACUUUUUUACUUACAAACCAUCUCGAAGAUGAAUAAUGUCCAACCAAGAUUUUCUCGAUAUGUUCUCAACAAUUUUUCCUGGCUAGCAUGACGCAUAACUGCGUGGCUAAAAAUCCUUUUUCAUUAGAUUGCUAGACCGCUAACAUGUCGAAUUUGCAAAGGGAGCUUUUUGCACGAUGCUCCUUUUGUUUCUUUGAAAUUCUGAGAGAUAUUUGUUGAGUCUCUUGACGGAGAGGUAUUAUCCCGUAUAUUAUUACAUUAUCAGAGGUAUUAGCAGAGAAAUAUAUUUCUUUUUAUUCGAAAAGUUUUCCUUCUCAUUAUAACAUUUAAUUGCUAUAAUUGCAGUUUGAAUUUUUUGUUCUAAAAUUGAUUUACACCCUCCGAUUUCAUAUUCUGAUAGAUGUUAAUGUGAAAUCAUAAAGCCCUUGAAUUUUCUUUUGCAUUAGUGGUUACUAUGCAUUUAGAAAAGAACUCUCUGAUUUGAGCCGUCUCUAUUGCAACACAUAGAAACGCUAAGAGCUUGGUUAGUUUUUUCUUUUUUUCACCCGCAUUUGAGCUUACAUUGUUACAAUAGAGAUGUACAGUAGCAAAGCGUGGAAACCGAUUUGAAUAGUUACUCUGAUUUCUCCUCAAUUAUAGAGACAAGAGAAUUCCGAAAUCUAAACUGUUCUGUGAUUAACUCAACCCAGAGUUUAUGGGCCACGGAUAAAACGGGUGAUCAUCUUUGCCCAAGCAGUGAAUAUCUAAGAAGUUCAGCUGUGAAUAUGCUUGGGCGAUAUCCUUGUAAACAAAGUACGUUAUAUGCCAAGAUCAGUUGGAUGCAAUUUUCAAUUUUAUUUUAAAGAUUUUACUUUCUCAUAGGGUUGUUCGUCUAUCCCCAGGAUGGUGCUCGUUUAUCUGUCCGUCCGUCCGUCAGUCCGUCCGCACGUACUUACGUCCAUCCCUUCAACCGACUUCCCACCUUUCAUGCGUUCACUCAUUCCUUUGUUCCUCUAUUUGUUUAUUUAUUCAUUGAUUAGUGAUUUUAGUUACUUUAAGUCACUAAAGCAUAACUUAUUUACCCAUUUAUCGAUUAAAAUAAGGCUUAAGUUGACUGGCACGUGAGGCGGUGGGACGAGGUUUAUUUAAUUGUUUUAUGUGUUUAUUUGUUUAUUUUGCCAUUUUUUAAUUAUAACACACGAGAAGAAAUAAAAGGAGUUACAUAUACAUUAAUAUAGUUUAUAAAAUAAUUCAAAUAGUACGCGCGCUCUAAUUGGCCAUAAAACCAUUUUACAUGAGCGUAUGUAAACACAGUUUUCGUUCUGCUUUCAUUAGUUAUUUUAUAAAAGAAAUGUAAAAUGGUUUCCGUGUUUACAUAGCCUGAUGUAAACACUUGGGAGUUUGGGAGAACACUCGAUAAGCUGGAAACCACUUCGCUUCGCGUCGUGGUUUCCUACGCUUAUCUCGUGUUCUCCCAACCUCCCGCGUGUUUACAUCAGGCUAUGUAAACACGGAAACCAUUUUACAUUUCUUCAGUAAAUGACUGAAAAUCUAAGAUGUGGCGAGGAAAAGUGUAGAGAAACCAAGAGUCUGGUGCGAGCUACAGGUUCCUCAUAUUUUACAAAAUAAAUUAAUAUUACUUCAUGUUAAAAAGGAAGGAACCCACACUUAUAAAACAACAACAACAAUAGCAGGCGCUAAAACAAAAUUAUACUUAAGCAGCUUGGGAAAAGAGAGAAAAAAAAGCAAUAAGGGAGUUAACUUAGUAAUAAUGGUAGGAAUUUAGACUUAAACAGGGAAAGUGUGCCAACAAUUUGGAUAUCUAUAUUCAGAGAAUUGAAAAAUUUAGCUCCUUUAAUUCAGGUUAUGAACUCAUUCUCUAAAAACUUCGUCCCAAAGCAAAAAUUGGCUUCCAGACAACUGAAUCAACGCUUGUGUGACCUUGAUAAAGUGCAAUGUUCUGUUUACUAAUUUUGAAGGAAAUUUACAGUAGUCAGAAGGGAGAACUAUAAAUCAGUUGGAUCUGUAGAGUCAAUGCUUUCACCCUUACCCAGGCAUACUCACUCUUUUUUAGGGCACAUGGCUAUUGGGUUGACGACGGUAACUCGGCCUGACGGUGUAGAAUAUCUUCCCCAAACGAUCCAAAGUUUACUGGACAACAUGAAUGACGAUCACCGAAAGCAAACAUUUAUAGUUGUAUUCCUCGCAGAUUUCGAAGAGCAAAAGAAGCAGGACACAAUAAAGAAACUGUCAAAGCUCUUUGACAAAGAAAUCAGAGAAGAUCUUUUGCAUGUAAUUAAAACAUCGCCAAAAUAUUAUCCCCGGCUAACGAGCCUCAGGCAGAAAUUUGGUGAUUCUCUGACAAGAAUUUACUGGCGUUCAAAACAGAACAUAGAUUUUGCCUUUCUGAUGUGUUAUUGUUAUGAACUUUCUAGCUACUACCUGCAUGUCGAAGAUGACGUCAAAGCAUCUCCGAGUGUAUUUCAAAAGAUCCAAGAGUUCAUUUCAUCUCAAAAAAAGGCUUGGCCAAUGUUGGAUAUUUCUAGGAUGGGUCACACUGCAAAAGUUUAUCAGUCAGAGGAUCUCAGGAGCAUUGCAUCUUAUUUUUAUCUCAUGUAUGACGAAAUGCCCGGUGAUUGGUUGAUGAUGCACUGGCGAAAGGUCAUGGUACCUGACAAUGCAGAAUAUAUACUGCCAGCGGCUUCUUUUUUUCAACAUCUUGGUGCCCGUUCUUCGCUCAAAGAAAAGAGCCGUUUAAAAAAUUCGAUUUACAUGGAUAAAUACUUUGACGAGCACGAUCAAAAAUACAGCGGAAUGAACCCUUCAGCAGAAGUUUCUUCGUCCAUCCCAUCGAAAGAAGGGAAUCCUCAAGAUGCGUACCGAAGUGGACUUGGACACUUCUGGGGAAAAAACAUUAAGCGCGAUGACCAUGUAACUAUAAAGUUUAAUUCCUCUGUCACUGUUAGAAAAGUGUUUGUGGAUACUGGGUCAAAUCUAGCCAUGAAAGAUUUUCUGAGGUCUGGUGUUUUGCAGGCAAGCUUCAGUGUCUCUGGCACAAACUCGUCGUCAUGUGGAAAGUUUGACACAGUUGUCUCAUUUAAAGAUGGCAGAGCUCAAGUUACUUUUACAAACAAAAAGAUUGAUUGUUUACGAAUUUUGGUUACCAAGAAUCAAAAUGAGUGGCUCUUUCUGAGGGAAAUAGACGUUUGGGAAGAGAAACAGUAA
This is a messenger RNA of Pocillopora meandrina, 3279 nucleotides long. The record is from the annotation of a GenBank genome assembly. NCBI's taxonomy places the organism in Eukaryota, Metazoa, Cnidaria, Anthozoa, Scleractinia, Pocilloporidae.